Molecule: messenger RNA, 2406 nt
Organism: Protopterus annectens (West African lungfish)
Lineage: Eukaryota; Metazoa; Chordata; Ceratodontiformes; Protopteridae
Gene: RFESD
Product: Rieske Fe-S domain containing
Exons: 4
Coding region: 92-568 (158 amino acids)
Molecular function (GO): 2 iron, 2 sulfur cluster binding
Source: RefSeq, a predicted model, not a curated record
CGCGAAGCACUUCCGUCCGCAAAACAACUGAACCCAAAUUACUCCUUGGAGUGACGCGCGUGUGGCAAGAGCUGUGGAAGACAAUAUAGAUAUGAACUGUUCAUCUGAAAAUACCUUGCUAGAAAAAUCAGAACAAGAAGCCCCUGUCUGUGUUGGAAGUGUAGAAAACAUUAAGAAGGAAAAAAGAAUAACUGCAGUUGUCAGUGGAAGAGAAGUUGUAAUCUUUUACCAUGAAGACAAAUUUUAUGCACUGGACAUGCGAUGCUACCACGCAGGAGGACCUUUACAUCGUGGAGAUAUUGAGGAAAUUGAUGGACGUGCAUGUAUUGUGUGCCCGUGGCACAAGUACAAAAUUACUCUGGCAGAAGGAGAGGGCCUUUAUCAGUCAGUAAAUCCCAGUGUUCCAACUGACAAACCAAAGUGGUGCUCAAAAGGAUUAAAACAAAGGACUCAUACUGUUACAGUAGCAAAUGGGGAUGUGUAUGUGACCUUGUCAGAUACAAGCACCAGCAUGGAUUCAGAUAUUUAUGCAUUAGGAAGCUCUAAGAAAACAACUGAUAAAAAAUAAUUUGUUUAGAUCAUCAGGUCAGGCAUACCUUCUUAAUAUCAAUUAAAAAAGACUCGCAUACUUGCUUAAAACACUGGAACAGAUACUUCAAAUAAGGGACACUGAUGAAAAUUUGGACCAUUCCCUUAGUUAAUGCAGUAAGAGACUGUAUCAUAGUGUAGCCCUGAAACUAACUAGAUCUACAACUUUUAUGUGUGAUGGUAUGUUACGAUUUUUUAAUCAUUAAGGUUCUGUUGCAGAAACACAGAUUGUUAGGGUUGCUUUGCUAAAAAGCUGUUGCUAUAAAAUCAGGGACAACAGUAGAAAUAAGAUAGUGAACUGUUGGACUGUGAGGUCAUAGCUGAAAAAAAAAAGAGUCAGAGGAUCACAACACUUACCUGGUAAACAAAUAGUUAAAUUAAUAGGCGAUGUUCAAGCCCUUACAAUGUCAUUUACUUUGGUGAUACUGUCAAAGAAGUUUGUAAGAUUUGCAUAACAUGUCCUACCUGUUGUGGAUUUCUGCUGCUUGGAUUUUAUGUCUCACUGUAGUUGAUUUUUUAUAAGUCACUUCAGUGUAACAACCACUGACAUUAGUAUCAUUGUUUUUUGCCCUGUUCAUGAAGUGGCAUCUCAAACACCUGCAUUCCUCAUGUUGUCCUAUUACUCCAUCCUCCAGUAAUGUUUCUAAGAGAAUUUUCAGGAGGGUGACUUAUUCAGAAUCCUGAGGUGAAUUAUGUUAAGCAUAAAUGCUUUGUCCACCUUCUGUGUUAAGACUGGGUUCUGAACCCUUAGUCGUGUGAGGAGACUCGUAUCAGAUCCUUCUCUUAAGAAUUUUCUUCUCGUUUCAUUUUGCAGUAUUCCCAUAAUUUUUCACAAAUGGUCAAUAGGAAUACCUAAUCGUAUUUUAAAUGGUAACUUUUCAUUGGAUGAUCUUGCAGACACUACGGCUACCAGCCUUCUCUGCAUAAUUCUGUGACUUCUCUUACCCAUGCUACUAAGCAAAUUUGAAAUUCUGAAUCUCUAUCUUUCUCUUUUGCAACAGAUGGUUUUAGACAAAUUUUUCUGAAGAUCAUUCAUUAAGCUUACAGAUGGCAGUGGAAAGAAAUCCCUCCUUUCCAGGGGGCAAUUUCUCAACCACCAGAUUAGACUUCCCUUUUCCCCCCUGUCCUUCAACAUAUGCUGUCUCAGGGAGUGAUAACAACAGCUCCUCCUUCCCAUGUUGGGAAAGGUUUUUAUUCAAGGGUGUUUUAGUACCAAAGAAAGAAGAUGCUUGGAGACCGGUUCUGGAUCCUUUUUCCUAAACCUGUUUUGUGAUAGUGCCCAAGUUCAAGAUGCUGUCACAACCUUUUAUACUUUCCGCUUCAUUUAAAUUUCCUGGUAACAGCUGCAUUUAAAAGAUGCUUAUCGUCACAUCCCUAUUCAUUCAGACUUCAGGAGUUUCUUAAUGUUUUGUGUGUCUGGAUUACAUUAUCAGUUCUGUGCCUUAGUCUUUGGGCUAUCCACUGCACCAGGAGUAUUCACAAACUGUAACUCCACAUCUAAUGUUGUCUGUUUCAUUCCUCCUCACAUAUGGGUUACGGAUCCUACCCUCGGACCCAACUCAGCCACAUUUCUUCAGACUAGGAUCCAAGACUCGUGCUCCUCCCACUUCCCACAGUGCCCUGCACUCCAACCAACCUUCUCAGAUCUCGUUUGCCACCAGCAUAGUCAGACGUGGUUGGGUAGUCUCGAGCAGUUCAGUGGAGGUUUUGUGUUCUUCUCAUUAGAUAAGUGCCUUUCUCUCUAGAUUUAUAGAUGUUCUUCGUGUUUCACUGUUGCAGUCAUUACAUUUGGGUAAUCCUGCUGGCAGGUUGCCCUCA